AUGUCUGCGCCAGGCUGGGGCCACAAACAACCCCCUCCUCCCGUUCUGUACUUCCUCUCUGUACCACCAAGUAUCCCGUCCCCAAAAUCUCCAAAACGAGUGGACCGCCGUUACCUGUGUGACGAUGUCUUGAUGGGGAUUCGAGUGUGCAGUGACUCGGUGGUCAAAGGUCAGUUCCAUCAGGCCCGCAAGUCUCUGAUGAGGAAGUACCGUGAUGGUCCAUCCUUCACUCUUCUGCAAACAGAAGUAGAGGCCCCUGAAAAAGACAUCAGUGUCCCACCACCGAACAGCUGCACUAUGGGUCAGCGCCGUGGUGUUUACGUGAGCAUGGCGGCUUCUAUGCUUUGCAAGAGGACAGCCGCGUUAUGUAGGACUUUGAAAGAAAUUUCCUCUGCAAAAGUUAUACUGUGUGUGAACUCCCAAUGUGGUUCUUUAUUGCAGGUAGCAUCCUACAACCCGAAACCGUUAAAGCUGAACAUCCGUAACCCUUAUAUUCCGGACAAGGACAGCGAGAAGACGCCCGAGUGGCAGAAGACAGCCCGACACGACAGAAAGCUUUUCGGUCGAUAUGGCUCGCUGUCGGGCGUUGACGCAGCCUCUUUGUGGCCGAGUCAUGAAGAACUGGAUAAAAAAAUUGCAGAAGAAAAAGAAUGGCACCCCCCAUUAGGGAUAAUGCUGAAGAAUAUUGAAGCCAGAGAGAAAGCGGAAACCGAAAAACGUCUGGCAAAGGAGAAUAUCAUUGCGGCAAACAUGGCCAAAAUGCCCAAGAUGGUUGCCGACUGGCGCAGAGAAAAGCGAGAGGCCAAGCAGAAGGCGAAGGACGAGAAGGCCCGCCGGACUCGGCUGCUCGCCGAGGCCAGAGAGCGCUUCGGUUACACCGUGGACCCCCGCAGCCCCAAGUUCCUCGAAAUGGUCGCAGAAAUAGAGAAAGAGGAGAAGAAGAAAAAGAAACUGCUGAAACGCAGAAUGAGGGAGGAGCAGUCAUCUACUGCUACUUCGUCGUAG
Messenger RNA from Menidia menidia (Atlantic silverside), 1005 nucleotides. The record is from the annotation of a GenBank genome assembly. NCBI's taxonomy places the organism in Eukaryota, Metazoa, Chordata, Actinopteri, Atheriniformes, Atherinopsidae.